GAUGCUUGGACGCUUUCUCAGUGUCGACUGUCCAUGGUCCAGACCAGAGUUCAUCCAGUGCCGUCGACUUGCCAGAUGAGAAGAGCUCGGUGGGGGUGGAACGGAUCAGUGAUCUUCAAGCCGGAGUCUGAAUCUUGUGUGGACCUAAGUUCAAAUAUCCCAAGCUGCUUGGAUAAGAUGAUUACACGACAAAGCGCAACUUUGAAGAUCACUGAUUUAGAAGGAUCGAAACCACAUGGCAUCCUUCAUAUGCGCGGGAAUAAAAUCUCGUUUAUAGUUUUCUCGAUACCGCAUUAUUUUACGACUCAGGACAGCCUGACAAAGGAUAUGUAAUGUGAGGGAAAUGAAUCGAUAUAGGACAAAUAAUUUCUAUAUUUUAUUAGCAGAAAUAAAAUAUAGCAUACCUUACGUUAU
Messenger RNA from Solenopsis invicta (red fire ant), 414 nucleotides. RefSeq lists its product as uncharacterized. The transcript is spliced from 3 exons. The coding region runs from base 34 to 333 and encodes 99 amino acids. NCBI's taxonomy places the organism in Eukaryota, Metazoa, Arthropoda, Insecta, Hymenoptera, Formicidae. The record is from RefSeq and is a predicted model, not a curated record.